GAAAUCUAACAGCGAAGAUAGAAAGAGAAGGGCCAUCACCUCAACUUCUUCAAAAGAUUCACAAAAGGUGCUAAGAGUGGCAGUGGGUGGUCAAGUGAAACAAUAUUUAAGAAAAAUCUCCCGCUUUUCACGAAACAGUCAGUGUCUAUUGUUGUUUAUUGUUGGUUCGUUUUGGCGGUUCUCUAAAUUUUUGGAAUUUAUCGGUUCAAAAAUAAUUUUUAUAAUCAGGACUUGGAUAAAUCGUUAUUGAAAUGUUGAAUCUGAAAUUAAAUUCAGGACUCAAAGGAAGAAUAGUGCAACUUACUUUCGUGCAUGUGUUAAUUCUUCAUAGUGCUUUAUGUGAAAUUGAAUAUAAUAAUGUGAAUCCAGAUGGAUCUUUUUCCUAUCGACAUUCCAACGAUGACAUUGGAAGUUACUAUCACAGCGUGGCUGGGAAUCCAGACAACAGCAUUCGAGGUCGUUAUGGUUCGAGGAACCCAUCUAAUGGACGGGUAGAAGAAACGGUCUAUACAGCCGGACCACGUGGCUUUCGUGCAAAUGGGCCACAAAUUCACCGAAAAAUGGAUCUGUCACAGGUUCCCAGAGGACCAAUAGGAAACGCUGAUGAUCCACUUGCUGACCCCUACGAUGAUCCAACUUAUAGUUUCAGCUUCAAAACGCCUGAUUAUAACCGGGAUGAAGAUGCUGAUAGCAGCGGUACAAUAAGAGGUCUUUAUUCAUAUUUUGAUGAUAUUGGCGAAAGACACACUGUUCGUUAUGCAGCUGGUGCCGGAACUGGUUUCAAAGUUUUAAAUAGUGUGCCAGAUAGUCAAACUUCUGUUGCAUAUACUGCCCCACUAUACAAACCAAGUAACCCAGCUGCAAGAGGAAGAGUGGCAGUCCAAAGAGGUUCUAAGGGAAUGUACAAAUUCAUUGCUGCUGCUCCUGAUCAUCGAAGAUCAGAAGUAAGUGGUCCAGAUGGUAUUGUUAGAGGAUCAUAUUCCUACCUCGAUGACAAAGGCACUCAAAGAACUGUUGAAUACGAAGCUGGUGCUGGGAUAGGUUACAGAAUAAUAAAAAAUAGUAUUGGUCGAGGAGCUCAUGUAAACACUUUGAUUCCAAACUUGCGUGGAAGUGAUGAUGUUUCUCCAAAGGAAUACUUGCAAACUUCUAGUUCUGGUAGACUUAAACCAAAGGAUGAUGAUAAACCUAAACCCGAUAGUAAUGAUAGAAAUUCUAGUCGCGGAGCUGUGACAUCAAAGAAUCCAAAAACCAGUGGCAAAAAAACAAGUAAAGAUGAAGACUCAUCAGAAGAUGAUGAUUUUUCAAAUAAAAAAUCCAAUCAAAUAAUGCAAGACCAAAAACGCCGCGGAAACAAGUCCAACAAUCGUUUUGAUGAGAAUUUUGAAGAUGACUUAAGUUCAUUGCCACCAGUUAUAACAAGUAAUCGUCGAAUAUUGGAAAUUGGUCGUGAAAAAGAUUGGAGUCAACAUGGUAGAGAUUCAACUAUUAUUAAAAAUGUUGGAAAAUGGUAUAUAGGACUACCUCCAGGACAAAGUGUAAGAGCACAUGUACAGAAUAUUGAUAUUUUGCCAAUAGGAGGACGUACACUAUCGCCAUCAGAAGCACUGCGGAGGGAUGAGCUUUCCGAACUGUCAGAUAUUUAGGUAUUGCAUUUAAGUAUUUAUGAUAUAAGUUUAAAAUUUGUAUAUAAUAUUUUGA
Molecule: messenger RNA, 1701 nt
Organism: Episyrphus balteatus (marmalade hoverfly)
Lineage: Eukaryota; Metazoa; Arthropoda; Insecta; Diptera; Syrphidae
Gene: Cpr73D
Exons: 4
Coding region: 252-1646 (464 amino acids)
Cellular component (GO): chitin-based extracellular matrix
Molecular function (GO): structural constituent of chitin-based larval cuticle
Source: RefSeq, a predicted model, not a curated record